CAAGUCAUAAAAACCGGCUGGAAAAAUAAAUUUGAAUUAAUUCACAAGGAUACUACCAAAGGCGUUCGGAGUACCUCAGUACUGUCAGCAAAACCUGGUAACGUUUUCAAUGUGUUUCGGUCAAUGAACAAGGGCCCCAGAUAUGACUUUAGCGCCGAGAGAUCUAGUUCAAAAUCACGAAAAUCCUCUAUGGGACCACCAUCCGGACCGCCUCCGGUUAAGCGCAAAACAUUGAAUAACUCAAGCUCUAGACAAGACUCCUCGUGGAGCGGCGCCAGACCUAGAGUAUUGGCGAACGAUUCAGACAUUGUGGAUGGGUUCAGCACGCCAAAGAACAGGCCAACAGCUUUACGAUAUAUUAGCAGCAGUAGUCGAGGUGGCCACAGCAAUUCCCGAUCCCUACGGUCUACUAGCACUUCGGUCAUAGAAGCAAGCGUUAUUUUAGCCAUAUCAGAAGGUCGUGGCAUGGCGCGGGGCGAGAUAGGCAUGGCGGCAGUAGAUCUGCGUCACCCACACCUCGUGUUAUGCCAGUUCAGUGACACCCUGCUCUACACGCACACUCUCACCAAGAUCAACCUGUUCCAUCCAGUUGAGAUUAUAGUCCCCCACACAUUCUGCGAGGGCGUUCAACCCAAUCAGCUAUACAAGCUGAUCAAAGAGCAGUUCCCUCAAGUCACACUGACUGCGGUACAGAGGAGACACUUCAACGACACAGCUGGUCGACAGAACAUACAGAGUUUGUGUAUACCGCAAUACAGCGCGGUGUACCAUCAGGUUAUACACAAGUUCUACGCCCUAACAGCAGCAGCGGCGGUAUUGAAAUACGUAGAAUAUAUUCAGUGCGUUGUGUUCGCUCGGGAAUCAUUGAAAAUAGAAUACCACUCUUCCGAGAAUACUAUGACUAUCGAUGUAGGAACAGCAACCCAAUUAGAACUAGUGCAGCCACUGAUAGCGUCAGCGGGUCAUACCUGCUGUCUUCUAGGGGUGUUAGGCCCAACAUACACCAUAGGUGGCAUAAGGGCGCUCCGUGCAGCGAUACUGCAGCCAUCCUGCAAGAAAGACCUCAUAGAAGCUCGACUAGAUGCGGUGCAGGAGCUGAUUGAAAAUGAUACGGGAUUGAUUGUUGAUUUGCAGGAUGUGCUUCGAAAACUAAUGGAUAUAGACAAAAUUCUCCUCCUCUGUAUCGAGACUCCACAUCAGAACGCCGAUAAGUACGGCGAAGCGCAGUUACAUCAGACUCUUCUGUUGAAGACCACUAUGGAGUUGGUACCUAAACUCCUAGAUGCUCUAAAGGCUGUUGAAAGUGGGAAGCUGAGGAAAAUUAAAAUGGACCUAGAAAACCCCCACUACAAAGAAAUAGUAGACAGAAUUCGUAACGUCAUACAAGAAGACGCACAUCCAGAAAAAGGCACCAUGGGCAGUCUUCAACGCUGCUUCGCUAUAAAGCCCGAAAUAAACGGUCUUCUAGACGUUGCUAGAAGAACGUAUUCCGAGCUGAUAGAUGAUAUACAAAAGAUUGUGGAACAACUGAGUGAGACUUACGAUCUACCACUCCGACUGAACCAGAAUGCUAUGAAAGGUUUCCAUAUUAUAUUGCCGGUUGCACCUAAAAUGCGACGCCAUUUUAAUGUUGAAGAUUUACCUCCUAUAUUUAUCCAGGUAGUUUUCACUGGAGCGAGUGUGACAAUGACGACGGAAGAUCUAGUAGUGCUAGAUCACCAAACAAAGGAGUCUCUCAACGAAAUACAAAAAUUGAGUAACAUAAUCAUCGAAGCGCUCCUGAAAGAACUACGGCCUUUUAUGCCGAGCCUUUACAAGCUGUGCGAAGAUGUUGCCGAGUUGGACAUUCUGUUAGCGUUGGCGCAAGCCAGUUCAGCCGGCUCAUACAUCCGUCCGGAGUUCGGCGACUACAUGGAGGUGCGGAACAGUGUGCACCCGUUGCUGGACUACAAUAGCCAGGUUCUGCCUGUGCCUAACGAUAUUUUUGCCAGCCCAGAAUAUAACUUUACAAUAAUAACUGGACCUAACAUGGGCGGAAAAAGUAUUUAUAUCAAGCAAGUUGCAAUACAACAGAUAAUGGCUCAACUCGGCUGUUUCGUCCCGGCUACGAACGCGGUGUUUCGUCUCUGCGACAGAAUAUUCUCGAGGAUCGGUUUCAAUGAUAGCGUCGAGUUUAACGCCUCUACUUAUGUAAUAGAGAUGAAAGAAAUGCAGCACAUACUAAAAGGUCUUACGUCGUCCAGUCUUGUUAUAAUAGACGAACUGUGUAGAGGCACAAGCAUAGAAGAAGGCACGAGUAUCGCAUGGGCGAUCUGCGAGGAGCUGAUACUCAGCAAUGCCUUCACUUUCUUCACCACGCACUUCCUCUAUCUCACUAGACUGCAGGAUCUGUAUUGCAAUGUAGUCAAUCGCCACACUUCAGUGAGAGAAGAAGAGGUAAUAACUAGCGAUGGAGUCGAUAAGAAAUUAAUAUACGAACAUAAGUUGGAAGCAGGAGUCACUACAGUCAAGAACUACGGACUAUCUCUAGCUGCUAAAACUAACUUACCCAAACACACUGUAGAUUUAGCUAAGGAAUUGGCUGAGCUUAUUGAAGCUAAUAAAACGCCUUCAGAAAUCCGUACACCAAUACAACACUUCAAUGAAGUCCUAUACAAGCUAAACGCUGAUAUACAAAAAGAAUAUAGACUAAAUCACUAUAGUGAUGAAACAAUAAAACAUUUAUUGAACAAUUUCAAGAUUCAGAACCCUCAAAUAAUAGAAAGUAUACAAAUGCAGAAUAGCAUAAUGGAAAGUAAAACAACGUUCGAAAAAACUGAAGAUUCUGCCAAAGAUUCUGCCAAACCAGAAGUCUCAACUGAAAGUGAUAAAACUCCAAUUAUUCCAGAAGACAAUGUGAUUGCAAUAUUAUCACCAGAACUUAAUAACGAAGAUAAUAAUAAUCAAAACUAUACCUCUGUAAAAUCAUCUACAGAUUUACUCCGUGCUUAUGUAAACCCUCCAAAUGAUAAUAUGAAUGAAUCUUAUAACGAAUAUAUGCAAAACAAUAAAACAAUCAAAGAAACGAAUCUAAAUAAUGAUACCGAUGAAAUUCUAGAAAGUUCUAAUUCUAAGGACAUAAAAGAACAAUAUCUAAAAUAUUUAACUGAAGAUUUAAACACAAGUACAAUACAUAAUAAUAGUAGAAUUCUAUCAACACAAAAGAGCUCUAGUAAUAUUUUUGAAAAAUCAAGCCAUGACGUGAAUUUAAAAGAAAUACCAGAAAUUAAUAAUAACAAUAGAAAUGUUAUAGAGGAAUUAGAUGAUUUCGACAAGAAUAGUAUUAGUGAUACUGAAAGUGAUAUUGCUGAUGCAUUGACUCAAAUCAUUGAAGACACGAUUGAUCAGAGUGAUGAAGAAUUGAUGGAAGAGACUAUAAAGGAAAUCAAUAGUGAAUUACAGCAGGAUACCAACGUAGACUUUGACCUGCUGACUCCACCGUUAGGUUUUAGGGAUUAA
Molecule: messenger RNA, 3498 nt
Organism: Aricia agestis (brown argus)
Lineage: Eukaryota; Metazoa; Arthropoda; Insecta; Lepidoptera; Lycaenidae
Product: mutS protein homolog 4-like
Exons: 19
Coding region: 124-3498 (1124 amino acids)
Biological process (GO): reciprocal meiotic recombination; mismatch repair
Cellular component (GO): nucleus
Molecular function (GO): mismatched DNA binding; ATP-dependent DNA damage sensor activity; ATP binding
Source: RefSeq, a predicted model, not a curated record